AUGAGACUCUAUGCACUUCAAAUUAUUCAUGACAGUCCAAUGAGUGGUCACAUGGGUCGUGAUCGAACAUGGGAAAGAGCUCGGAAGAGUUUCUGGGGGCCUCGCAUGAAGGCAGAUGUCCAUGCACAUGUCAGUAAAUGUGAAGCAUGUGGGAGUAACAAAAGAUCGAAGCAUCCAGGGAAGGCCCCUUUUCAGAACCGCAAGCUUCCGGAAUACAUGAAUGAACAGGUGCAAGUUGAUUUCAUGGGUCCGUUUCCCAUUUCAUCAUCACAUCCAUAUCGUUAUAUCCUUCAAAUGCAAGACAUUUUGACUCGCUAUGUUGUUUUGGUAUCUCUUGAGGAUUGUUCAGCAAAAAUAGCAGUGGAUACUCUAGUUGAAAGAUGGAUUUGCAUGUUUGGAGUGCCCCGUGUCAUAACGUCGGAAAGAGGAUCACAUUUUACGGCUGAUAACCUGUUUGGAAUUAAGCAGGAUUUUGGUUCUCCUUACCAUCCAAGAAAGACUAUAACAGACGAAGUAAAAAUAAGACAUUUUGACGAACUGGAGCAGGCCCCUGUAAGCAAAUAUUCAUGGGAAACCGCAUUGGCUGAUCAUUCAGAUGAAGAAGUCAUCAGAAUAGAGUCAGGGACUGGAAGUAAUUCAGAAGGAAUACGUCGUUCUACUCGGGAGCGCCAUCUUCCAAGUCGUUUGCAGGUGGAUCCCAGUAAAAGAUCCUAUGAAUCGGAAGAGGAGGAAUUCUGGGAUGAAUGUUCUAACAGCGAAAAUGAGUUAGAAGACGAUCAGAAUUGCUUAUAG
Macrobrachium nipponense is the source of this 792-nucleotide messenger RNA. RefSeq lists its product as uncharacterized. Gene Ontology annotation, molecular function: nucleic acid binding. The transcript is spliced from 2 exons. NCBI's taxonomy places the organism in Eukaryota, Metazoa, Arthropoda, Malacostraca, Decapoda, Palaemonidae. The record is from RefSeq and is a predicted model, not a curated record. The coding region runs from base 1 to 792 and encodes 263 amino acids. Gene Ontology annotation, biological process: DNA integration.